AUAUGUUGUACACCGGUGACUGCGACAGCACAAUUUAUCACACCGGAGAUAAGCCCGGUUCUAGGGCUGACAAUACCAUUUCGGGCAGAGACGAACGGCGGCAGUGGUCAUGAUAAACUCUCCGACGGUGGUGCGGACCAUAAAAAACAUUAUGGAAAGUCAGCAAGCGGCUCCUAAGAAGGUUUAUCACUACAACCACACUGAUUCCUGCAAAUUCUCCAGAUGGACUUCCAAGGAAUGUUACCAGUUCAUGUCUGCUAGGCCAUGGCAAAAAAUUGUUGAUUUUUAUACAGAAAUGGUGAAAGGCCAGUCAAAUUUGGCAGGAUUGUUUCAAAAAGAGGUUCCACCACUGUCGCAUCCUAUUCAAGAUGAUGCCGAAGCUAUAGAAGAUUUUGUGAAAUCGGAGUUAGGUAGUUUUCCAGUUGAAGAUAGGACAGGGAGAUGGGCAAGAGUGACGUUUAAGAUAGUCCUAUCAUAUCAUGGGGCCUCCUUUGGUGGCUGGCAGAAGCAGCCUGGUCUGACUACAGUUCAGGAGUUGGUCGAAAGAGCUCUUGGACAAUUUGUUGAUGAGAAAAAAGCUCAACAACUAAAGGAUAAGAACUUACCAUUAGAAGGUUGUGCUGUAGUUGCUGGGCGCACUGAUAAGGGUGUUUCAGCUUCUCAACAAGUCUGUUCUUUCUAUACUUGGAGAAAGGAUGUCAAGGUUCAAGAUAUUGCAGAUGCUAUAAAUAGCAUAGCACCAGGGAAGAUAAGGGUAGUUUCUGUAACUAAGGUUUCGCGUGAAUUCCAUCCUAACUUUUCUGCCAAAUGGAGGCGAUACUUGUACAUCUUCCCUUUAGAGCAAGAGGACUGCCAACAUAGGAAGGAUGUUACAGAUAAAUAUUGUUCUAAUGUUCAUCAACCGAAUCAAUGUGCUGACAAUGAUGAAUGUGUAGUUGGUAAUGCCGAGGGUGAAGUGGUUCCUGGCAACAAACCUACUAGGUUUGAAGUAAGCAAGGUUAACCACUUACUGCGCCAAUUAGAAGGAAAGCUUUUAUCCUACAAAAUGUUUGCACGAGAUACUAAACCCUCAAGGAACAUUGGUCCACCAACAGAGUGCUUUGUCUUCCAUGCCCGAGCUAUUGAGGUCUCAUUACCAUGUGCAAAGGAUGGGAGUCAUACGAAGACAAUGUGCAUUGAGUUGGUUGCUAACCGGUUUUUGCGCAAGAUGGUUCGAGUUCUUGUUGCAACAGCAAUCAGGGAAGCAGUUGCCGGUGCAGAUGAAGAUGCAUUACUGAAGCUGAUGGAUGCCACUUGCAGGCGCGCCACUGCUCCACCUGCACCACCAGACGGCCUGUGUCUUGUUGAUGUUGGAUAUGGGGAGUUUGAUCAUAACAGCUGUCUGAUCCCCUGAGAUCAUUGACACAAAGGAUGAGGCAAAGAAGUAACAGCAUCAUAUUGGAACAGAAAUUGCAGUGUAAUGGGAAGUGAGCAAAAGCAAAGAGAGUCCCAUUCCAGUUGUGCUAGGAUGAUUUGAACAUUGGACCAUUUUCAUCACUGUCUCUCUUCCCUGUGCCGGUAAGCGGUAACAUAGGAGUUUUUCUUAGAAUUUCUACAAAUUGUUGUUGAUUUAUUGUUUCUAGUAACCAUUAGUGGGGACUUGAAAGUUGGAAAGUUGUCUGAAUUAUUUUAGGAGUUGAGUUGGUUCUUGAAACAUUUUAAUAGAUAAUACAAUGGAUUUUGUACCAUCUCCUUGCUGAUUACAUACUACCAUUAUUGUCA
This is a messenger RNA of Ipomoea nil (Japanese morning glory), 1761 nucleotides long. Its product is annotated as tRNA pseudouridine synthase A. The record is from RefSeq and is a predicted model, not a curated record. Gene Ontology annotation, biological process: tRNA pseudouridine synthesis. The transcript is spliced from 9 exons. Bases 110 to 1393 code for a protein of 427 amino acids. Lineage: Eukaryota; Viridiplantae; Streptophyta; Magnoliopsida; Solanales; Convolvulaceae. Gene Ontology annotation, molecular function: RNA binding; pseudouridine synthase activity.